AUGCCUGCCACCAUGACAUCCAGCGCGAAGGGAGCGAAAGGGAGUACCUUGCUCGAGCUACGGCUCCUCUUGGUCACCUUCUUGGCGCUGUUUGCGCUCGUCAUCGACGCAGCACCAUCCAACGACGACAGCAAUCGCAGCACCUUCCCGUCGGGCCCAGCAUCCUUUGGCGCACCCGUUGCAGCAUCCGCCCGCUCCCCGUCCAAAGACAUUGUGCCACGGCUACGGUACGACCAUGCAGGUAGCGCCGCAUCGACCCAGCAUCGAUCGCUACCAGCCACUGCACGGCCCACAUCAUCUUCGGACCUCAUACUGUCCGACAUCGUCGUCCUCACCAGUGUCGAAGGAGGACUUUACGCUCUCGAUCGCAAGACUGGCCACCAGCUCUGGACUCUCUCGCCCCAGACUAGCCACAACUCCGACUCCCUGCUGAGACCCCUUGUCACUGCGCUCUAUGGCAAGGACCAGAAGAGCUUCGCCGACAUUGCUCAAGGCUUCGGCGACCAGUCUGCCUUUGCCAACCUCGCUGCGGGGUCCAUCGCAGAACUCGAGGCUGGCGGCAUCUACGUAGUCGAGCCGUCCUCGGCUGGCGACAUCUACGUGCUCACUCCCAAGGAUCCGGGCGCGCACCGUGCUGGCGGCGGAUCCGAUCCGGCACGGCAGGUUCAGCUGGACAAGCUGCCCCUGACGGUGCCCCAGUUGGUCGAGCUCAGCCCCUUCUCCUUUGCCGGGGACGACACGCGCGUCUUUGUCGGCCAGAAGCAGACCACCCUUGUCGAACUCGAUGUCCGCACAGGCAAGCUCGGCGCUGUCUUUGGCGGUCGCGAGGGCGGCGUGUGGUGUGGCGCCCAGGCCGAUGAGCCGUCGAGCUCGCCUUUCAAGGGGACCAAGGGAGCCUCGAUGGCCCCGGAUGCCGAGGCCUGCAUUGACGAUGAGUCGACCUUUAGCAGCACGACCGAAGCCAACGAGUGGGCUUACGUCGGCCGCACCGACUACACGCUCAACAUCCAUUCGCGCAACUCUCCAGAGCUGCUACAGACGCUGCACUUCAGCACCUUUGCACCCAACGCCGGCGAUCGGGACAUCCAGUCGAUCUGGUACCGGGCCGAUCACCCGGACGACCGCGCCAUACUCGGCAUGCCCGAGGAUGGCAGCGUCGUCUGCUUCAACCUGACCAGCUCCGAUGCCGAGGACGACAAGAAGACGCUGUGGAUGAGCGACCUGCGCGCCAGCGUCGCCGGCAUCUUUGAUGUUGUCUACCCCGGGCCUCACCUUCAGAACUCCAAGUCGAUGAGCCGCCCCAUCCUGGUCUCGCAUCCCCCCGUCCCCAUCAACCGCCUCUUUCCCCAGAUCGGCGACGGGCAUUCUGAUGAGAUGCCGUCGUUCGAAGGUGGAUUGACGAAGAAAAAGAGAUCCGCCUAUCUCGGAAUCGCUGGCAGUAGCCUCUUUGCCAUGAGCGGCAACCGCUUUCCCCUGGUCGCCUUCACUUCGAAGGCUGUUGCCGGCCUGCCCGACGGCCAGGCGGUCGAGGAUCGGCAGAGCGGAUCUGCCCUCCCACCUUCCGAGAGCAGCUGGGCAAGCGAGAAGAAGUGCGCGUCUUUCGGAUGCUGGCUCGGCAGCUACACGCUCGAGGUCGACACCUCGGCAGAAGGUGUGAUGCAGGAGUCGCUCUUGGGAUCCGACCGUCUGCUCGAGAUUGACGGGGAUCGCUCGGACCGGCCCAAGUUGGCACUCGGAGACCGACCGGCCUAUCCCGAGGAGGACGAGCUGGAAGCUGCUCGUCCCGACAAAGGCCCGCGUGGAUCGGCAUCCACUCCCGGCAAGAGUCAGUCGUCCCCGCGCAAGACGCCCCAGUCCGGCAAGGGCAAGGGUAAGGGCAAGGGCAGAGACAAGAAGCGUCCCGGCAGAGACGAGUUCGAGACGCCGUCCGUUGUGCCGCCGCCGCCCACGACAAACGAGGAGGCGGCCGUCUACGUACGACCUUGGAAAUCGCGCCUGGCCGUCAUCCUGCUGCAGCUCAUCGGUGUCCUCGUUAUCGGCGUCCUCUCUGGGACCACCUACCUGGGCUUCCAGCAGCAGAAGCAGCGAAGCGAACAGGAGGCCGCCAUGAUCGCCAAGGGCGUUGUGUGGGUGCCGGCGCUCAAGGAGCAAGAGGCCGGCUUUGCAACGACGGGCUCGGACGCCGACAAGCUCACCCGGACCGAAGCGGAGCAGCUCGAGGAGGCGCUGCGGCGAUCCAAGCAAGAUAUCGGAGCCGCAGACAAAACCAGCGCGAACGGAUCCGCCGGUCCAAGCGCCGGCGGGUCUGCAUUGCCGGGCAAUGCGGGCGAAGGCACCGAUGGGCUCGGACUUGACCUGGCGGAUGACGGUCUGCCUGGCGGGGCGGCCGCAGCAAAGAGGCGUGCCAACAAGCGGAGACGAAGGGGCAAGCGCGCGGGAGCUGCGGCAGCUGCGAAAGCGGCGAAAGCCAACAAGAACGGCGAGGCUGAAGAUGGCGACGACGGCGCAGACGAUAGCGGUGAAGAGGAAGACGAAGCUCAGCCGGAUCCGCCUCUGCCGAAGGACACCUCGAGCGUCGACGAUGCCGACGUGAAGGUCGACGUACACGCAGGGCUGCCCGCGGAGAAUGGCUGUCCCCGUUCGGCGAGCAUUGCGACCGCGUCCGACGACUCUGCGACGGGGCGAGACGCGGUCGACGGUACGCCGAAGAAGUCGAAGCAGAGCGCCAAGAAGCAACCAACAGCGCCGACAAACCUGGUUAACGGGGCCAAGGGCAAGGUCGGAGCCCGGGCUACACGAGACGCGCCCAUGCCGCCGCCAAUAUCUACGAGCGGAACACCGCAGCUGACCCAGGCACUCAUGUCGCCAAAGCUCAACACGUCAGCGUUGAUGGAGUCCGGCUGGCCCCUCGCUGCGGAUGGAGACGAUUCGGUGCCUACGGCGCUGGGCGAGCAGGCCGCAAAGAUCGCAGCUGCUGGCGCAUCGAGCAGCUCAGCCACCAACGGCCUCAAGAGCUCGUCUCUCACAAUCUCGGACGAGGUGCUUGGCUACGGCUCCUCGGGCACCGUCGUCUUCAAGGGCACGUUCCAAGGACGUGCGGUGGCCGUCAAGCGGCUGCUGCGCGACUUUGUUCACGUCGCCUCCAAGGAGGUUUCGCUGCUCGAGUCCGCCGACAAUCACCCCAACGUGAUCCGCUACUUCUACAAGGAGCUGACGCCGAGCUUCCUCUUUAUCGCGCUCGAGCUGUGCCCCGCGUCGCUUGCCGACGUCGUCGAGCGCCCCAACGACUACCGCGAGCUCAGCGUGCUUUUGGAGCCGAAACGAAGCUUGAGCCAGAUCACGUCGGGCCUGCGGCACCUGCAUUCGCUCUCGAUCGUCCACCGGGACAUCAAGCCUCAGAACAUCCUGGUGUCGACAUCGUCGAGCGGGCGCAGCCUCAAGAUGCUGCUGUCCGACUUUGGACUGUCGAAGCGACUGGACGGCCUGGCACAGACGAGCUUCAGCCAGACGAUGAACAAUCCUGGAGGCACGGUGGGCUGGCGUGCGCCCGAGAUCCUCCGAGGGGAUAUCAACCUCGACGCCGGGUCCGAGAGCGAAUCGUCGCUGGGCAACUCGUCUGGCAACCGGCGGGCCGGCGGCAGCGGUACCGAGGAGAAGCAGCGGCUGACGCGCGCCGUCGACAUCUUUGCGCUAGGCUGCCUCGCCUACUACGUGCUGUCCAACGGCGAUCACCCGUUCGGCAGCCGCUUUGAACGUGAGAUGAACAUUAUCCGGCGCCACGUCGACACCGGUCGGCUCGACGGGCUCGGCGAGGAAGGGCACGAGGCUCAGGAUCUGGUGCUCAAGAUGGUCGACAACGACCCGCGGCGGCGGCCUUCUGCCAACGACGUACUUGCCCAUCCCUACUUUUGGGACGCCAACAAGCGUCUCAACUUCCUGCAGGACGCCAGCGACCGGUUCGAAAUCAUGGAGAAGGAUCCGCCGGCGCCGGCGCUCGUGAUGCUCGAGGCCAAGGCGACCAAGGUCGUGGGGCACGACUGGCAUCGGCGGUGCGACAAGGCGUUCCUCGAGAACCUGGGCAAGUUCCGCAAGUACGACCCUACUUCGGUCCAGGACCUGCUGCGGGCGAUGCGCAACAAGAAGCACCACUACCAGGACAUGCCGCCGCACCUGCGCCGGAUGCUGGGUUCGCUGCCCGACGGCUUCCUGGGCUACUUCACCCGCCGCUUCCCCGAGCUUUUUCUCCACGUCCAUGGCGUUGUGACUGCGCUGCCCGUCAUCCGCACCGAGGCCAUGUUCCGCGAGUACUUCAACUGCCCCGAGCAGGACCACUGA
Molecule: messenger RNA, 4335 nt
Organism: Pseudozyma flocculosa PF-1
Lineage: Eukaryota; Fungi; Basidiomycota; Ustilaginomycetes; Ustilaginales; Ustilaginaceae
Exons: 1
Coding region: 1-4335 (1444 amino acids)
Biological process (GO): IRE1-mediated unfolded protein response; mRNA processing; protein phosphorylation
Cellular component (GO): IRE1-TRAF2-ASK1 complex
Molecular function (GO): protein serine/threonine kinase activity; RNA endonuclease activity; ATP binding
Source: RefSeq, a predicted model, not a curated record